CGAACCACGAGCACGUAUACUGCGUUUCCGCUUCCGGUUAGUGUAACAGAGGAUCACCGAGUGUCCGGCCGUCGUUCCUUUUUGUUUUCCGACUUCACUUGUCUCGUGUGCGUGUGCGUGUGUGCGCUCCCGGUGGAAAGUGCCAAGCGCGUACCGGAAAGGUGUAGCCUGUGAGAUUGUAGCCGGUGGUGUUGUACCCUUUUGUCGGUUGUGAUUUACCGUAGUGGUGCUUCCUUCUCCGUGUGAAGAACGACGUCUGUGAAUCUCGGUCAGAACACACGGCCAUAGCCCGUGCAAUAGCCGCCGAGCCAAAGCUUGCAUCUGUCCGUCUGUUACUACCACUCAUCAUCAUCAUCAUGACACCGGCCACGUCUGCAAAGCUGUUGCUCGCCCUCGGGGCCCUAUUUUGCGUACUGCAAAUGCUGGAAUGCGGUGUAGUCGAUAGACAACCACGUGCAUACCGGCAGUACAGCAGUGAGCCACAGAAAAGACCCUUCUGCAAUGCGUUCACCGGUUGUGGUAAGAAGCGCUCGACGGCCACCAGUCCACCGUCGACGGCUGCAUCGGCGGCGGCGGCUGCAAUGCUGCAGCGGCAUCUGCAAAACAUGGAGAGCGCACGGAAGGACCGAUCGGGUGGGGAUUUCGAUCCGAACGAGGAAUCCAUCAGUAGCCUGCUAGACCUGAACACGGAACCGGCCGUCGAGGAUUUGCUGCGACAGAUCAUGUCCGAGGCGAAGCUGUGGGAAGCGAUCCAAGAGGCGAACCGGGAAAUCUAUCUGCAGAAAUCGGGCGUCAACCAGCAUCGUGGAGACUUUCCGCUCACCUUCAGCACCCAGUAGAUACGGUUCCUUAGCCGACCCGAGGUUGUGUGCAAGUUGGUAGGCACCAGAAACCAAAACUUUACAGAUAUAGUUCUAGGCAAGCAUGGUACUGAGCUCUGGUACUGAGCUGAGGGGAUGAUACAUUUUAAAGGCAAAUCUCGAGGCUUUGCCUCACGUUCGCACCGAUGGCACACGGUAUUGAUGGAGGGGUGAGGCACUAAAAAUGGACAAAUUGCGACACACACAUUGCAAGUAGUAGUGUACUGUUUGGGGACAUCUGUUACUCUUCGAUGGCGAGAUAUUAUGUGUGUGUACGUGUCUGGUGGUGAAAGACGAUUUCCUGUAAUUUAUUGAAAAUUCGUUAAUGCUAUUAAGAAUGUAAGUCAAAAGCAAAAAACACACACACACACAAACCGGUACACGAACAUGUAGCCAAAACACUCAAAGACACAACAGCACACAUCAUGAACACGUGCUAGCUUCCUGAUAAUAUAGGAAGCGAAGGCAACAAGAGUUCUUGUAACGCAAUAAAUAACGACCGAUGAGUCGA
Molecule: messenger RNA, 1371 nt
Organism: Anopheles darlingi
Lineage: Eukaryota; Metazoa; Arthropoda; Insecta; Diptera; Culicidae
Gene: CCAP
Product: cardioactive peptide
Exons: 3
Coding region: 357-839 (160 amino acids)
Source: RefSeq, a predicted model, not a curated record